Molecule: messenger RNA, 4055 nt
Organism: Gymnodraco acuticeps
Lineage: Eukaryota; Metazoa; Chordata; Actinopteri; Perciformes; Bathydraconidae
Gene: prpf6
Product: PRP6 pre-mRNA processing factor 6 homolog (S. cerevisiae)
Exons: 21
Coding region: 98-2986 (962 amino acids)
Biological process (GO): mRNA splicing, via spliceosome; spliceosomal tri-snRNP complex assembly
Cellular component (GO): catalytic step 2 spliceosome; U4/U6 x U5 tri-snRNP complex
Molecular function (GO): protein binding
Source: RefSeq, a predicted model, not a curated record
GCGCUGUUACAAACACUCUAAGGAAACUUUGGCUGCUGCUGACGGAAGUGCGACUGUUGUUUAUCCGGCGGUUAUCCUGCUCGUCGUUGGAAAAACGAUGGCUAGCUCCGCAAAACAAGGACCUAAAAUUGUCUCCAAAUCCUCUGCGGGAGGCGCCGGGGUGGCGGGGGCCGGCGGCGGGCUCCCGGUGAUGCCCCUCGCCUCUCCGCUCAUGGGGAAGAAGAAGAAGCCGUUUCUGGGGAUGCCCGCUCCGCUGGGCUACGUGCCUGGUCUGGGCAGAGGUGCAACUGGUUUCACCACCCGAUCUGAUAUCGGUCCUGCUCGUGAUGCAAACGAUCCAGUGGAUGACCGACAUGCAGCUCCAGGGAAGAGGACGGUUGGGGACCAAAUGAAAAAGAAAGAGGAGGAUGAAGAAGAUCUGAACGACACAAACUACGAUGAGUUUAAUGGAUAUGCUGGUAGCUUGUUCUCCAGUGGGCCCUAUGAGAAGGAUGAUGAAGAAGCAGAUGCUAUAUAUGCGGCACUGGACAAGAGGAUGGAUGAGAGACGCAAAGAAAGAAGGGAGCUGAGGGAAAAGGACGAAAUCGAGAAAUACCGUAUGGAACGACCCAAAAUCCAGCAGCAGUUUUCAGAUCUUAAGAGAAAGUUGUCAGGGAUGUCAGAGGAGGAGUGGCUGAGCAUCCCUGAGGUGGGAGAUGCCAGGAAUAAGCGCCAGAGAAAUCCCCGCAAUGAGAAACUCACCCCUGUCCCCGACAGCUUUUUCUCCAAACAUCUGCAGACUGGAGACAAGCAUACCACAGUUGACCCUCUGCAAGGGCUGGCAGGUCUGAACACGCCCUACCCGGGAAGCAUGACACCCGGGACAGGAGAGCUGGACAUGAGGAAAAUCGGUCAGGCCAGGAACACACUUAUGGAUAUGAGGCUCAGCCAGGUAUCUGACUCAGUGAGUGGCCAGACAGUGGUGGAUCCUAAGGGUUACCUGACUGAUCUUAACUCCAUGAUCCCCACACAUGGGGGAGACAUCAGUGACAUCAAAAAGGCUCGUCUGCUAUUGAAAUCAGUGAGGGAGACCAAUCCUCAUCACCCGCCUGCCUGGAUCGCCUCUGCCAGGCUGGAGGAGGUGACGGGCAAACUGCAGGUGGCCAGGAACCUGAUCAUGAAAGGCACAGAGAUGUGUCCUAAGAGUGAAGAUGUGUGGCUCGAGGCCGCCAGACUCCAACCCGGCGACACAGCUAAAGCCGUGGUGGCCCAGGCUGUCCGCCACCUGCCGCAGUCCGUCCGCAUCUACAUCAGAGCUGCAGAGCUGGAGACAGACAUGAGGGCGAAGAAACGCGUCCUCAGGAAGGCUCUUGAGAAUGUGUCCAAGUCAGUUCGACUGUGGAAGACCGCUGUGGAGCUGGAGGAACCAGAGGAUGCCAGGAUCAUGCUCAGCAGAGCUGUGGAGUGUUGCCCUACUAGUGUGGAGCUCUGGCUGGCCCUGGCCCGUUUAGAGACGUACGAGAACGCACGUCGUGUCCUGAACAAAGCUCGAGAGAACAUCCCCACCGAUCGCCACAUCUGGAUCACUGCUGCCAAGCUGGAGGAGGCCAAUGACAACGUUCAGAUGGUAGAAAAGAUCAUCGACAGGGCCAUCACUUCUCUACGUGCCAACGGUGUGGAGAUCAACAGAGAGCAGUGGAUACAGGAUGCAGAGGAGUGUGACAAAGCAGGCAGCGUGGCUACCUGCCAGGCCGUGAUAAGAGACGUCAUAGGGAUUGGCAUUGAGGAGGAAGAUCGCAAACACACCUGGAUGGAAGAUGCCGAUAGCUGUGUUUCCCAUGGAGCACUGGAGUGUGCCAGAGCCAUCUAUGCCCACGCUCUGCAGAUGUUCCCCAGUAAAAAAAGUGUGUGGCUUAGAGCUGCCUACUUUGAGAAAAAUAACGGCACCAGGGAGUCCCUGGAGGCCCUGCUCCAAAGAGCCGUGGCUCACUGUCCCAAAGCAGAGGUGCUGUGGCUGAUGGGAGCCAAGUCCAAGUGGCUGGCUGAGGAUGUUCCUGCUGCCAGAAGUAUUCUCGCUCUGGCUUUCCAGGCGAACCCAAACAGUGAAGAGAUCUGGCUGGCUGCUGUCAAGCUGGAGUCUGAGAAUAACGAGUAUGAAAGAGCCCGUCGACUUCUGGCUAAGGCCCGCAGCAGUGCCCCGACAGCAAGGGUGUUUAUGAAGUCGGUGAAGUUGGAGUGGGUGUUGGGAAACAUAGACGCUGCUCAGGAGCUGUGCACCGAGGCCCUGAAACACUACGAGGACUUCCCCAAACUGUGGAUGAUGAGAGGGCAGAUAGAAGAGCAGGGUGAAAACAUGGAUAAGGCCAGAGAGGCCUACAACCAAGGGUUGAAAAAGUGUCCCCACUCGAGCGGCCUGUGGUGGCUGCUGUCUCGCCUGGAAGAGCGAGUCGGACAGCUGACCAGAGCCAGGGCCAUCCUGGAGAAGGCCCGACUCAAGAACUCCCAGAGCCCCGAGCUGUGGUUGGAGUCGGUCAGGCUGGAGUUCAGGGCCGGGCUUAAGAACAUCGCCAACACACUGAUGGCCAAAGCCCUGCAGGAGUGCCCCAAUUCAGGCAUCCUGUGGGCUGAGGCAGUGUUUUUGGAGGCCAGGCCCCAGAGGAAGACCAAGAGUGUGGAUGCUUUAAAGAAGUGUGAACAUGAUCCCCACGUCUUGCUAGCUGUUGCCAAGUUGUUUUGGAGUGAGCGUAAGAUCACCAAAGCCAGAGAGUGGUUCCUGAGGACAGUGAAGAUCGAGCCUGACCUGGGAGAUGCUUGGGCUCUCUUCUACAAGUUUGAGCUGCAGCAUGGCACAGAGGAACAGCAGGAAGAGGUGCGAAAGCGCUGUGAGAAUGCGGAGCCCCGUCAUGGAGAGCUGUGGUGUGCCGAGUCCAAACACGUCCUGAACUGGCAGAAGAAGACAGGAGAGAUCUUAGCGGGGGUAGCCGGCAAGAUCAAAAACACAUUCUGAGAAAGAGGACUUUUGGACUGAAAAUGCCCGUAAAGAGUCAACUAUUGUUUUGGACUAGUGUUCUCUACCAGGAUUUACCAAUCUGUAGCAGAUACAAAGGAUUCACACAUACCACAAACCCUUUUCAGGAACAGAAUUACAGUUUGUAGACUUAUAAAGAAAAUGAUCAUUGAUUUCUAAGUGAAAACAAAGUAACAAUUUUAUCCCUUUUCAAGUGAAUAGAUAUUAGCAACAGUAAUCAACUUUUUUUUUAUAGCUCUGUUUUUUCAGGUAGCGCAGGAUUCUCAGUAGACUGCAGUUUUCUAGUCCUCAGACAGACUUAGGUCAGGACUUGACUGCCAUCCAGGAAACAUUCUGUUUUUAAGCUAUUCCUGUAUAACGUAAGCUUUGUAUUUGCGGUAUUUGCCUGCUGGGAAGUACAAUUUCUCCAAAGUUCAGGAUGGCGGUCAAAGAGUUUAAAUUUGGUCUCAUUAGACCAUAGAGCCUUCUUCCACUUUGUUUCAGUCUCCCAUAGGCCUUUUGGCAAAGACAAGCCCAGAUACAGUUACAGCAGUUCACCUUUCCUUGCAACACUGCCAUAAAGCUGCACCUGGUGGAUCACCUGGGCAACAGUUGUCUUUUAAUAACUAAGGAAAACAUACUCACUCUACUGAGGUGGUGGCUUAAUUCAUUAAUGUGUAGCUCUAUAGUUAAAACUGGAGGCGAUCAGUUGAGGAUGAAUAUGUUGAUUUGUUUUCACGUUGACAUUAGGCUGUUGCACUGCUGAUUAGUGUUGUCAUUCUAAUUUCAGUUGUGGUAAUUAUAACAAAAACCUGGAAAACCACAGAGCUUACAUAGGCACUGCCAGGGUGAAAUAUACAAAACACAUGUUGAUUGAAUCCACCUUACAGUAUGUUGUGAAUGAACUCUUUAUGUAUCGGGGGGGAUAGUUGUUGUUGUCAACACUUGUGUUUGCUAAAAGAAAAUAUCAUAACAUCUUGUUUUGAGGAAGUUAUUUCCAUGUCCAGAUUUGACUCUGUUUAGUAUUUGUAUAUAAACUCCUCUUCAGGGACUAUUACAUGAUAUCUUA